This is a messenger RNA of Seriola aureovittata, 4232 nucleotides long. RefSeq names its product MAGUK p55 scaffold protein 3a (gene mpp3a). Gene Ontology annotation, cellular component: plasma membrane; cell-cell junction. The record is from RefSeq and is a predicted model, not a curated record. Lineage: Eukaryota; Metazoa; Chordata; Actinopteri; Carangiformes; Carangidae. The transcript is spliced from 20 exons. The coding region runs from base 227 to 2059 and encodes 610 amino acids. Gene Ontology annotation, molecular function: protein binding.
GGAGGCGGACACUCAGCGGCAGCAGGUUUGUGAGAGCAGCAGCCGGAGGAGGAGGAGGAAGAAGGAAGGAGGAGAAGGAGGAGGAAUCAGAGCGAGAGAAACAGUGUGGCUGCAGUCAGGAGGGACACAAACACUGGGAGAGAGACACAGAGAGAGAGAGAGAGAGAGAGAGAGGAGGAGAUACAGAGAGAGAAGAGAAGGUUUCCCCUCCUCACCUCACUGACCCAUGAAAGAAGCCAUGCCGGUGCUCACAGCAGGAGCGGGGCUUCAUGAGACGUUGGCCCUGCUGACCUCUCAGCUGCGGCCCGAUGCCAACCACAAAGAGGACAUGGUGUUCCUCAAAGAUGUCUUCAGUGAGAGGAGCCUGGGAUACCUGAUGAAGAUCCAUGAGAAGCUGAGACAGUAUGAGAGACAGAGUCCAACACCUGUCCUCCACAGUGCCUCUUCUCUGGCAGAGGAUGUGGCAGAGGAGCUGCAGAGUGGACCAAUGAGCACUGAGGAGAAGGAGCUUCUGCACUUGCUGACAUCGCCUCAUCUCAAGGCUGUUCUUUCAGUGCACGACACUGUGGCUCAGAAGAACUUCGACCCCGUGCUGCCGCCGCUGCCGGAUGACUUCGAGGACGAGCUGGAGGAGGAGUCGGUGAAGAUUGUCAGGCUGGUGAAGAACAAGGAGCCUCUGGGAGCCACCAUCAGGCGGGAUGAAGCCACCGGGGCGGUGAUCGUGGCUCGGAUCAUGAGAGGAGGUGCAGCUGAUCGAAGUGGUUUGGUCCAUGUUGGAGAUGAACUCAGGGAGGUGAACGGAGUCUCGGUAAUCCACAAGAGACCAGAUGAGAUCAGUCAGCUGCUGUCCCAGUCCCAGGGCUCCAUCACUCUAAAGAUAAUCCCUGCCAUUAAGGAGGAGGACCGACUGAAGGAGAGCAAGGUCUAUAUGAGAGCCUUGUUUGACUACAUCCCAUUGGAGGACAAGGCCACGCCGUGUCAAGAGGCGGGACUUCCCUUCAAACGGGGAGACAUCCUGCAGGUCGUGACCCAGGACGACCCCACAUGGUGGCAGGCCAAACGAGUGGGAGACAGCAACCUGCGGGCCGGACUCAUCCCCUCCAAACAGUUCCAGGAGAGGCGACUGGCCUACAGGAUGAAAAUGGGCACGCUCCCGAAUCCAAAAUCCCCUAAAAAGCCUGUCUAUGACCAAGGAUGUGAUAAAGAGGACUGUGACUGUGAGGGCUAUUUCAAUGGACAGUACAUAGUCUCUCCUAAGUGUAAAGCAGUGGCGCCCUCCUGUGGCCAGGUGUUUUCCUGGGAAUUUUAUUCAGCUGGUUUACGGAGGAGUUUCCGGCUGAGUCGUAAGGACAGGCAAGGAUCAUCAGGAGAGGGCUCUGAUCCCGGAGACCCCGACUUCAUGACUUACGAAGAGGUGACCCGCUACCAGCAGAGGCCCAAUGAGAGGCCUCGCCUGGUGGUUCUGAUCGGUUCCCUCGGAGCACGAAUCAAUGAACUCAAACAGCGGGUGAUUGCUGAAAACCCACAUCGUUAUGCAGUAGCUGUACCACACACCACCAGGCCCAAGAAACCUCAUGAGAAAGAAGGCGUGGAGUACCACUUUGUCACAAAACAGCAAUUUGAUGCAGAUGCUUUGAACAACAAGUUCAUAGAGCACGGGGAAUACAAAGAGAACCAGUACGGCACCAGUAUAGAGGCGAUCCGCUCCGUACAGGCCAAGAAGAUGUGUAUAGUGGAUGUGCAGCCUGAGGCCCUGAGGAGGCUGCGGACAGCAGAGUUUAAGCCCUACGUAAUAUUUGUCAAACCUCGUGUUCCUGAGAGCAGACGCCGCCGCAGUGCUGCCACUUCGCCAGGAGGGGGAGAGCAUGGCCGCGUAACAGACGAGGACCUGCAGGAGAUGCGUCAGUCUGCCAUUCAGAUCGACCAGCAGUAUGGACACCUGGUGGACCGGGUCCUGAUCAAGGAGGACUCGGCCAGUGCCUGUGCAGAACUGCGAGGUAUUCUGGAAAGGCUGGAGCGAGAAUCCUUCUGGGUGCCUCUCUGCUGGGUGCGGACCUAAAGAUACCUACCUACCUACCCCCACCCCACAUGCAUCUUCCAGAGGAACUUCACAGCCCACCCACCCAAAUCCUGCACAAGUCCCUCUCCUCAUGAGCUGACCCCCCUCGUCCCCCCGGAGUCAGACAGCCAUUAACUGCAGCACCAAAGGGAGAGGAUGAUGUCAGAGGAAGACCUCAUUGUCUGGGGUGUUGCCGCAGAUGGACAGCUCAGUUUAUUGUCACUUCCUCAAUGAUCGCUCCUUUCUCGUGUCAUAUUUAUUCAGGUUUUCUUUGAAUUUAUUUGACUUCAAACACAGGGAACAGAAGAAAGUUUGUGGUUUAACAAGUGUUUUAUUCCUCACACUGUCACGCUCUCGAGCUGCAUUGUUCAGAGUGUGUCAGGUUUGGGAUCCCACUCACAGGAUUGCUCAGUCAGUCAGCUUUAUUGUGACUCCUGUUGGAGUACCUUCAGUAGCAUGUUUUUUAGUUUUACAGUUUUAAUGCCAACUGCAGAAUGCUUCCUUGUUAAUUCUUACUGCUCAUGCAUCCUGUACAGUAUAAGAACCAAUCCAACAGGAGAAAUUAACAUGAAUUUAAGGGAAUGCUGUUCAACACAAAUGUGUUCUUUUUGCUAAACCAUUACUAUAAUUUCCACACAUGGACAGAAAAAAAAAAACAAAAAGAUCCAAAUAGAAUGUGAGAAUUUUAUUUUCUACAGAACAGUUUGUUUUUAGGAAACGCAUGACAACUGGUUAUUUAAUCUCAGAUGUAAAUAUUGUAAAUGUUACUCCUCGUGUGCCAACGAAAGAUCUCGUAGCACUUCAAUGCAACCUGUUUACCUUCAGUCCCGUGUGUUAAACAAUGCUGUGCACAAAGUCUGUGUGGAUGGAUGUCACAGUGUAUGUACACAUACACCAACAUGUAAUGCUACUUUUAUGUACAAGAAUGGGUUUUGUACAGUUUCCUUGCACAUGUGUUUUUUAGACAGAAGAAGAUGGUACUAGUUGUUUUCUUCGAGAAUCAGGGUUUUGUGUUGUCGAACUGGAGACGUAAUAUCCACAGAUUUCAAAUUAGAAUUACAUGAUAAAUCUGCAAACUAUUUUGAUAACUGGUUAAUUGUUUAUAUAUUAUUAAUUGUUCUGGUUACAACUUCUCAAUUCUUUUUUUCAUUCUUCGCAAUAGUAAACUAAAAGUUCUGAAGUGUCACAAAACUAUUUAUUUGUAGACUCUAUUUUCUGACAUUGUACAGAGAGAGAAGUAGUAGUAAAAUAUUUGGUCAAAUAAUGAAAAUAACUUAGUCACAGCCUUAUUUCAAAUUAAAGACCUGGCCCUGAGAUUAUAUAAAUAUGAUGUCAUCUAGCAUUAACAGUGGCAAAAUACUUUUUAGGUUACAGGAUAGGUUUAAAUUUGCCACAUAUGCGAAUUGAAAGAGUUCUUGGUUGUAGCUGUCUCUUCUCCCUCCACUGAUUGUGAAAAAAUCCCUCCCUUGAGAGCAGGAAAAAAAACUGUCUCGCUCCAUAUUCAGUUUUCUUUUAUUAAGACAGAUGAUGUUUCGAGAUUCAAGAUUCACUCUUUAAGAAGGCCUCAGGGCCGAAAAGACCAUCUGUCUUAUACCAUAAGAGGGGAUUUUGUACUAAAAAGACAGUUACUUUGGAAGAGAAUGACUCAUUUUUUUGUACUCAGACUGCUCAAGCUGAUAUUGGCUUCAGCUGAACUUAAUCAUUUUUACACAGAAUGAGGACUGUGGAUUUUUGUCUCCCAUCACUUAUAUCAAAAUCACUUCACAAAGGAAUCUUUCACAACCAGUGUGGAGAGGACAAAUGAUAUGGUACAGCGACCAGAGCUUUGUCUUUGGCCUAUUACUAUUAUAUCAGGAUAGACUUGGAAAAAUGUGAACCUAUCCUUUAAUGACAAAUCACAUCAAUAAGGAAAUACAGGCUUAUGUCACAGGUGACUAGAAAACGAGUGAUCUAUACAGGUUGACCAGAUUUUGGAUAACCUAUCACUCCUACACUGGCAUCUGAUUGAAUAUGUGAGUGUGUGUGGUGAAAAUUAAGCAGCUUCCAGAUCCCUUCUGUUCUUUGUUAAAACAUGCAAUGUCUUCUUGAUCUUUUUAUGUGCUGUAUGAACCCAGAAUGUUGAGUUUGUAAUGUGACAUGUACAAAGUGCCAUAAUAAAGCUAGCUGAAUCAAA